CGGCGCUGCUCUCUGUCUCUUUCUUGUCUGUUGUACUCACUCGCUCCUUGUACGAUAUGUCGAACGUGCAGAAGAAACCUUUGCCUUUCAUCUAUAACUUCACAGCGGGAGCCAUUGCUGGUAUCUCGGAGAUUCUAACUUUUUAUCCACUCGAUGUUCAGGUCAAAACGCGAAUGCAACUGGAGACGGGAAAGAGCAAGCAUGGGUUGAUCGGGAGUUUUAGGACUAUUAUCGCUGAGGAAGGUUUCGGAAGGCUGUAUCGAGGGCUGGUCCCCCCUCUGAUGCUCGAAGCACCCAAGCGUGCUACGAAGUUCGCAGCCAAUGACUUCUGGGGCAAGACCUUCCUGAACUUUUCCGGGAAGGGCAAGAUGGACCAGCAACUUUCCAUCUUGACCGGAUGCGCGGCCGGUGCGACCGAAAGUUUCGUCGUGGUGCCGUUCGAGCUGGUGAAAAUCAAGCUGCAGGACAAAGCCAGCAAAUUCGCUGGACCGUGGGACUGUUUAAAGUCGAUCGUUGCGAAGAAUGGUGUCCUGGGGCUCUACUCGGGCAUGGAAGCAACGUUCUGGAGGCAUCUGUGGUGGAACGGAGGAUAUUUUGGCUCCAUCUUCCAAGUGCGAGCAUUGUUGCCGCCUGCUGAGUCACCCCAAGGGCAGCUAUUGAAUAACUUCAUUUCUGGGACAGUUGGUGGAUGCAUUGGUACUAUGCUGAAUACUCCGUUCGAUGUCGUUAAAUCACGUAUACAAGGAGCAGAGCGCCUACCAGGCGUCACUCCCAAGUACAAUUGGACUUACCCCGCACUGAUAACGAUCUUCCGUGAGGAAGGCCCAGCAGCGCUGUACAAGGGCUUUGUGCCGAAGGUCCUGCGGUUGGCACCCGGGGGAGGAGUGCUCUUGCUGGUAGUAGAGUUCACGCUCGGGUUGUUCAGGAAAGCUCUUGGGCCUCCAUAUAUCUAGCGUGUGAUAGAAAUAGAACACAUAUACACAGCUCUGUAUUUGGUGCCACUUGACGAGGCAGUGUUAGGUGGGCACUAUUUACUGUAGGAACGAAGUGCGUACAUAGCCUCUGUUUAUUUGCUGUCCGCUUAGCUUCCCAGCUUGCGGUAAGCGUAACGCUACACCUGAUAUUCAUCCAUGUGCUGUGGCGCGAACGCAGCAUGAUAUCCCGA
Gloeophyllum trabeum ATCC 11539 is the source of this 1165-nucleotide messenger RNA. RefSeq names its product mitochondrial carrier. The transcript has 13 exons. NCBI's taxonomy places the organism in Eukaryota, Fungi, Basidiomycota, Agaricomycetes, Gloeophyllales, Gloeophyllaceae. The coding region runs from base 57 to 953 and encodes 298 amino acids. The record is from RefSeq and is a predicted model, not a curated record.